Molecule: messenger RNA, 1035 nt
Organism: Rhea pennata
Lineage: Eukaryota; Metazoa; Chordata; Aves; Rheiformes; Rheidae
Gene: CARTPT
Product: CART prepropeptide
Exons: 3
Coding region: 1-342 (113 amino acids)
Biological process (GO): adult feeding behavior; cellular response to starvation; G protein-coupled receptor signaling pathway
Molecular function (GO): neuropeptide hormone activity
Source: RefSeq, a predicted model, not a curated record
AUGGAGAGCUGCCGGCCGCUGGCGCUGUGCGCCCUGGCCGCCGCGCUGCUGCUGGGCGCCCGCGGGCAGGGGCCGCCCGAGCCGCCGCGCCGCGCCCGCGACCUCGGCCCCGGCCCCGGCGGCGGCGGCGCCUCCCACGAGAAGGAGCUGAUCGAGGCGCUGCAGGAGGUGCUGGAGAAGCUGAAGAGCAAGCGGAUCCCGCACUACGAGAAGAAGUUCGGGCAGGUCCCCAUGUGCGACGCCGGGGAGCAGUGCGCCGUGAGGAAGGGGGCCCGCAUCGGGAAGCUCUGCGACUGCCCCCGCGCCACGUCCUGCAACUCUUUCCUCCUCAAGUGCCUGUAGGGACGCGCCCCGCGACGCGGCGGCGGGCGCACGGGGACCCAAACGCUCCUUGCUUCGAAGUGCCGGCCUGGGAGCCGCGGCGGCAACUCCCUGCGGCUUGUUAUUCCGAGAAAAGCGGUUAGACGUCCUCGUGUUGCCAGUGUAACGCCAUGUGUGACACCCGACAUCCGUAGAGCUGUGGUCCUUCUUCCCCCUCCCCCCCACCCCGAUUUUUCCCAGUCCCGAACCCCAGCCCGCACAUUGCCGCGUGAAGGUGCCGAUGCCGGAGCUGUGCCAGGGUCGAGCCAGGAGCAGGGUGCUCCCCGGCUGCUUCCCGAGGAGGGGAACAUCCCUCCGCUGCCAGCCAGAGGGCCCGGAGCGAGGCCGGAUCCAGCCCGUGGAGGUGAGUGGGAGGGCGAAGAGCAGAGGAACGCGUGGGAAGGCCCCGGGCCCCCCUCCUGCCCCCGGUAACACCUCCCGCCGAGAGCCCGACCGCGCUCACCGUGCGCUGCAGAAAGGCCGGCGCGAAAAACCGGCCGCGUUGUUCGGGGAGCCGGUGCUGGCCUGCGGGGUGGGAGCUGCGGGACCAGAGCCCCGCAGAGGGGAAGUGCCCUGGGCCCGCUGCAGACUCGCCAAGGACCUUCCAGCCGCCUAAAGUAAAUCGCUCCCAUUUCUAUACUGAACUGAUGCGCAUAAAUAUGUACGUCCUCCACA